UUUAAUUCGAUUUUACCCCUGCCGAAGAAUUGAAUUGCUCUUGCGCGAUCCUGGGCUAUUUAGUCUUACCUAAUAACUUAGGAGGUAAUACCUUGCUAGUGGGGUAGACUCAAAAUCUCGAAAUUUCAUGUUUUUCACUUGAGGGCUAACGGCGUACCUUAUGCCUUCCACGUAUAAGUUCCCUUUACACGACAGCGACAAACGAUCACCCAUCAGCGCCCCGCGAAAUCAUAUUGAAGAUGAAGGUAAUAAGCCUCAACUUCUUGACGUGCGCCGUCAAGUCUUGCAAAUCGUCCGGCGCCGCAUUUCCCCUUCAUCCGAAAGAUGCAGAGCUGGUGCAAGACGACAUUGAGCUCAAUGCGCAGAUGCUUCUCAAUAUCCUCCCGCGUCUAGACUGGGCCGCCCUGCGAACCAAUGCCACCGAGCUGGGAUUCCCCGAGCUGCCUGCUGAGCUGCCCACCCGAGAGGCGCUGGAGGCCGACGAGAAGAAAUUGAAAGACCUGCAUCAUCUGCUUGUGGAGACACAGAUCAUGGAGGGUAAGCUGGUUUGCAGGAACUGCGGUCAUGAGUACGCCAUUCGGGAGGGCAUCGCCAACUUCUUGCUUCCGAGUCACCUGGUGUGAUCAAAUGAGGUGGUCACGAGCAUGAUGAUUGAUGAAGAGGGUUGAGCGGAGCGAACAAGCAUCGACGGGCAUCGUUCUUCAACAUCCGAACCGUAGUGAUGGUCAGAUGGUGGGCGUUCACGGAGUUCAGACUGGGAGAGAAGAAUUUAUGAUAGAGUACAAUGCUACAUUGAUGACAAGGAAAAGAACUCUAAUAAACCUGC
Messenger RNA from Sodiomyces alkalinus F11, 826 nucleotides. RefSeq names its product trm112p-like protein. Bases 240 to 623 code for a protein of 127 amino acids. The record is from RefSeq and is a predicted model, not a curated record. The transcript is spliced from 2 exons. Gene Ontology annotation, biological process: rRNA (guanine-N7)-methylation; tRNA methylation; peptidyl-glutamine methylation. Lineage: Eukaryota; Fungi; Ascomycota; Sordariomycetes; Glomerellales; Plectosphaerellaceae. Gene Ontology annotation, molecular function: protein heterodimerization activity.